This is a messenger RNA of Cyprinus carpio (common carp), 2801 nucleotides long. RefSeq lists its product as uncharacterized. The record is from RefSeq and is a predicted model, not a curated record. Lineage: Eukaryota; Metazoa; Chordata; Actinopteri; Cypriniformes; Cyprinidae. Gene Ontology annotation, biological process: regulation of cytokine production; negative regulation of transcription by RNA polymerase II; regulation of immune system process.
UGACAAGACUUUUAUUUUGGCAUCGUGCUAUGAUGUCAUAAGGCUGCGCCGCUCUCCUGCAUCUGUUGUCAUUCGGCUGAAGAAAGGACAAAGUGUCCAGUUGCUGCUAAAGAGACUGAGAUCCACGUGACACUAUUGUAAAGAUGGCGUUUAUUAAAGAGGAGAGUGAAGACGUAAAGAUUGAAGAAACAUUCAGAGUCAAACAUGAAGAUACUGAGAAACAAACAAAGAUGGAGUUUAUUAAAGAGGAGAGUGAAGACAUGAAGAUUGAAGAAACAUUCAGAGUCAAACAUGAAGAAACUGAGGAACAAACAGAUCUGGUGGCACUAAAAGAAGAGAGGCAAGAACUUACAAGGAUAGAAGAGAAAGAUCAAUAUGAGAGACAUGAUUUCAUGAAUGUGGAAAUAUCCAUACAGUCUAAAACAACUUCAUCACAAAAAGAAGUUCAGAAGACUGAAUCUAACAGUUACUUCACCUGCCAUCAAUGUAGAAAGAGUUUCAAUCAAAAAUAUAACCUUAAAAACCACAUGAAAGUUCACACUGGAGAAAAGCCUUUCAUAUGCCAACAAUGUGGAAAAAGCUUCUCCCUUAAACAAAACCUAAAACGCCACAUAAAAAGCCACAGUGGAGAGAAGCCUUUUACCUGCAAUCCGUGUGGGAAGACCUUCACAAAUAAAACACAAUUUGAUUCCCACAUGAGAAGUCACUCUGGAGAGAAGCCUUUUACUUGCAAAUUGUGUGGAAAGAGCUUCACACGCAAAGGAUCUCUUAAAAGUCACAUGGUCAUUCACACCGGAGAGAAGCCGUUUCCAUGUGAUCAGUGUGGAAAGUGUUUCAGACAUAAAUCAACCCUUGUUACACACAUGAAAACUCACAGUGGAGAGAGUACUUGCAACUGCAAACUGUGUGGAAAGAGCUUCUCAAAUAAAUCAACCCUUAAUGCCCACUUGAGAAAUCACACAGGAGAGAGGCCCUUCACUUGCACACUGUGUGGGAAGAGCUUCUCACGCAAAGGAUCUCUUAAGAUUCACAUGGUCGUUCACACUGGAGAGAAGCCGUUUUCAUGUGAUCAGUGUGGAAAAUCUUUCAGACAUAAAGCAACCCUUGAUUCACACAUUAAAACUCACACUGGAGAGAGUCCUUACAGCUGCAGAUUGUGUGAGAAGAGCUUCUCAAAUAAAUCAACCCUUAAUGCCCACAUGAGAAAUCACACAGGAGAGAAGCCUUUCACCUGCACAAUGUGUGGGAAGAGCUUCUCAAAAAAAAGUAAUCUUAAUGCCCACAUAAUAACUCACACAGGAGAGAAGCCUUUCAUGUGUGCUCAGUGUGGAAAAUGUUUCACACGUGAAAUAACCCUUACUUACCACAUGAGGAUUCACUCACAAGAGUAUAAUUGUCAUCAGUGUGGACAGAGAUUCCCAGACAAGAGACGCCUUAACUGGCAUGAAAAAACUCAUUCUCGAUCAUCCACAUGCCAUGAAUGUGGAAAGUGUUUCAGAUUUAAAGCAAACCUCAAGGUUCACAUGAGAAUCCACACCGGAGAGAAACCCUUCACCUGCACUCACUGUGGAAAGAGUUUCAGUCAGAACAUAAGCCUUCAGAUUCACACGAGGCUUCACACUGGAGAGAAACCUUUCACCUGCAUUCUGUGUGGGAAGUGCUUCAAAUAUAAAGCACUUUUUAAAGUCCACAUGAGAAGUCACACUGGAGAGAAACCUUUUACCUGCAAACUGUGUGGGAAGAGCUUCUCACGCAAAAAAUCUCUUAAGAUUCACAUGGGCGUUCACACUGGAGAGAAGCCGUUUCCAUGUGAUCAGUGUGGAAAGUGUUUCAGACAUAAAGCAAUCCUUGAUUCACAUAUGAAAAGUCACCUGUAGUAAAACCUGCAAACUGUGGGGAAAUAACUUCUCACAAAAAGGACAUCUUAAGGCUCACAUGAAAACUACAUGUGAAACGACCCUUACUUACCACAUGAGCCUUCACUUGAGAGAGAACUGUUUUAAUUGUCAUCCGUGUGGACAGAGAUUUACAGACAAGAGACGCCUGAACUGGCAUGAAAAUAUUCAUUCUCGAGAGAAAUCUUUCACAUGCACUCUUAAGAUAAAUGGUUCUAAACCGUACCAGAAAAUGGUUCUUCAGCUUGUAACAAUAGCAGAACAAUUUCUUGGUGCUAAAUAGAAUCCUUUUUAUAGGGUUCCAUAAAUAACCAUGCUUUGAAAAUGCUAUAUAGGACCUUAAAGGGGUCAUAUGAUGAGAUUUCAUGUUUUCCCUUGUUUAAAGAUGAAAGUUUUAAACCCAAAGAGAUACUUUGGGGAUUGUUUCCUGAACCUGGGAGAGUAGUCUACAAUGUGCACAAAGGCUGUUUCUAUAAAGUGAGGCAAUUCUAGUGUGACCAUAUGGGCCAUUUUUACGGGACGCGUCCUUGCCAGGAUUUCUAUAUUCCCUAAAAUAUACAGGUUUUGGCUAUUUGCACUGUGCAGAUCGAUCACUGUAUGACAUUCACAAGAGCUAUAGAGAUCAGAGCAGACUGUUCCUUGUGCUUUCAAUUUAAUCUUGCUGUACUUUGGUGUCAUUUCAAUGAUCGGUGCACAGCAACGCUUCAAGUCAAACAAACGAACAAACACGUGCACGUAUUUGCUUUGCUUUGAUCAUUCUCUGUAGAUCUCACCUUCUCACGUGCCAUGAUUGGCCGAUUAUAUACACCUGCAUGUUAUUGGUCAAACUACUUUGGACAUUUUAGGCAAUAUAAAAAUCCUGGCCAGGACGUGUCCUGUAUUAGCAAGGCAAUUCCAAAAAAAUUU